Notothenia coriiceps (black rockcod) is the source of this 1270-nucleotide messenger RNA. RefSeq names its product cAMP-dependent protein kinase type II-alpha regulatory subunit-like. Gene Ontology annotation, cellular component: cAMP-dependent protein kinase complex; cytosol. The record is from RefSeq and is a predicted model, not a curated record. Gene Ontology annotation, molecular function: cAMP binding; cAMP-dependent protein kinase inhibitor activity; protein kinase A catalytic subunit binding. The transcript is spliced from 4 exons. The coding region runs from base 698 to 1255 and encodes 185 amino acids. Gene Ontology annotation, biological process: negative regulation of cAMP-dependent protein kinase activity. Lineage: Eukaryota; Metazoa; Chordata; Actinopteri; Perciformes; Nototheniidae.
GCUACAGGCAGCGGUUCAUUCCUGAGUGUAGUGCGGAGUGUUUCGCCGGGAGGGAAGAAACGCGUGUUCAGUUAAUUUCUGCAGGCUUCUCUUGAUGUAAUUAGCCGCGACACUGCUGGAAUAAAAUUAAAAAAGGGUUUUUGUCGGUACUCGUGGUUGUACUUAAAAGUGGUGUGGCAAAAACGCUGACUUAAGGAGUUUUCACCUGGCUGCAGCAGCUGACUUAUCAGUGUCUCCAGGAGAGGAGUCGCUCGACUGAUAUCAAAGGACAAACAGGCAGAUGCUAACAAGUAGUUAGCAGCUCUGCGAGUUAGCCUGCCGCUAGUCAGCUCUCCAUACUGCCACAGCAAGUCCCACCCUCCCCAAGUGCGUGGACGUCGUAAGAGGCUGCAGCUGUGAAGUCGACUGCUUUUUCCUCUCAACUUAGCCAGCAUCGCUGUACAGCUGGCUGGGGAGCUAAACUAGCCUCAAAACGCUAGCUCGGCGACACACGUAACAUUUAUUGGCUUUAACGUUGGACCGGGUUUUAGUGUGGAGGUAUACGGUUGAUACACUGGCAAAGAGACUGGCUAAAAAGAAGAGACGAAAUAAGAGAGAACAAGGAAGACACCAAGAAGGAGGGGACUGGCUAGUUUAGCCGGGGAGACAGAUUCUCACCAGAUAGAUAGCAUACGCCGCCACUGAGCCACACACAGCCAUGAGUAUUGAGAUACCAGUGGGGUUGACAGAACUGCUGCAGGGGUACACUGUGGAGGUGCUGCGACAAAGACCCUCAGACUUGGUGGAUUUUGCAGUACAGUACUUCACCCGUUUGCGGGAAACCAGAAGCCAGGAUGGGGCCGGAGCUGGUGGCAAGAUGGGGAAAGGAGUGAUGUUUGAUGGAGAGCCCAUGCAAACAGAGUCCAACGGGGAUGAUGACGACGAUGAUGAGGAUUCUGACUUUGAGCCUCCACCACCCAGCAGAUUCAACAGGAGAGUGUCAGUGUGUGCGGAGGCGUUCAACCCAGACGAGGAAGAGGAGGACACGGAGCCCAGGGUGGUGCACCCCAAAACAGACGAGCAGCGCUGCAGACUGCAGGAGUCCUGCCGGGACAUCCUGCUGUUCAAAACACUAGACCAGGUACAACUGAGCCACACAGGAAGAGACACGUACACACGGGGACUUGUGACUAGCUUACUGCUUCAGUCGCCCUAUAAAAACCACUCUGCAUUCGUUCUGUUUCUCCACUCAUUUCUUCAGGAUUUCCGCUUUUAAUUAGCCACUGCAUGU